CCGCCUGCGGCUCCACCGACCGGUAGCCAUGGCAGAGACGGAAGCGAGCCUGUUGCGCCAGUUCCCGCUGUUUCUGCCCCAGAACCGGGCGAAAACCGUGUAUGAAGGAUUCAUUUCGGCUCAGGGAAGGGAUUUCCACCUUAGAAUAUUGUUGCCUGAAGAUUUACAAUUGAAGAAUGCAAGAUUACUAUGUAGUUGGCAGCUGAGAACAGUACUUAAUGGAUACCAUCAAAUAAUACAACAGAGAAUGCAGCACUCUCCUGAUCUACUGAGCUUUAUGAUGGAGCUGAAGAUGGUCUUGGAAGUUGCUUUAAAGAAUAAACAAGAGCAGUAUGCGCCAUCUCCUCCUCCCCAGUUCUACUCAAGCCUUAUUGAAGAGAUAGGAACUCUUGGUUGGGAUAAACUUGUAUAUGUGGAUACUAGCUUCAGUACCAUCAAGUUAAAAGCCGAAGAUGCUUCUGGUAGAGAGCAUCUAAUCACUCUCAAGUUGAAGGCGAAGUACCCUGCAGAAUCACCAGAUUGUUUUGUGGAUUUUCCUGUUUCAUUUUCUGUUUCCUGGACACCACAGAGCUCCUUAAUAAGCAUUCAUAGUCAAUUUUUGGCAGCAUUAGAAUCACUGAAGGCAUUCUGGGAUGUUAUGGAUGAAAUCGAUGAAAAGACUUGGGUACUUGAGCCAGAAAAACCCACAAGGAGUGCGACAUCACGAAGAAUUGCAUUAGGGAAUAAUGCUUCAAUAAAUAUAGAGGUAGACCCUAUGCAUCCUACUAUGCUUCCUGAGUGCUGCUUUCUUGGAGCUGACCAUGUGGUAAAACCCCUGGGAAUUAAGCUGAGCAGAAACAUACAUUUGUGGGAUCCAGAAAAUAGUCUCUUACAAAAUUUGAAAGAUGUUUUAGAAAUUGAUUUUCCAGCUCGUGCUAUCCUGGAAAAAUCUGAUUUUUCUAUGGAUUGUGGAAUUUGUUACGCCUAUCAACUUGAUGGUGCCAUUCCUGAUCAAGUGUGUGAUAACUCCCAGUGUGGACAGCCUUUCCAUCAAAUAUGUUUAUAUGAGUGGUUGAGAGGACUACUGACUAGUAGACAGAGUUUUAACAUCAUAUUUGGUGAAUGUCCAUAUUGUAGUAAGGUAAUUUAACCUUUGAGCAGAUGAAUACAGUUCAUGUCAUUUAAUACCGUGUAUCAGUACCAGAGGUUAAGUUCUACAACAAGCCUGCUGUCUCUAAGGUUUCUCUUUCACACCUUGGUGUACCUUGGGGAUGACUGACUCGGAAUAACCUUCAAGUAGACAUGGAAAUAGAAGGGCAGAUCCCACAGUACAGGUGGAAUAUUGAAAGCCACAGUGAAGAUCCUUAUGUGAAGUGUUUGUCCAGCAGCUUCAUGUUUAUAGCAGCUGAAAGUGCCAUCACCUUUUUUCGUGGGCUAAAUAGGGGGCAGAAGAUGGGAACAGCACAAGGGGAAAUAAUGGAGUAGCCAGUGCCAAAAUGGAGAAUGAAUUACAUUGGCUGGGCAAGCAGAGCCUUAAUUUGUAGUCUCUCAAUUUUUAGUGUCUAUUGCCAAGUGUGUUCACUCCUUCCCUUUAAAAUAUGCUGGUGUUUUGUGGCUAGGUCUAAGCUGUCACAACACCGUUCUUUAUUCAGCCCUCCUCCCGGAUUCCAGCUUUUCAAAGGAUAGCACAGCCAUUGCUUUUCAGUAACCUGAAAAUUGGAAUUGUUUCCUAAUCACUCGGGGUUCUUUAUUUCCACCACUCAACUCUCCAGACUACUGGGGAAAUUCAUGUGUAACCACCUUCGGAGCCACUCUUCCACUGAAGCCAUCUCGAUAAUAAAUGCUCCUCAUACCACUAGUGUGAAACAAUGCGUUUCCCAACUGCUGUUGUACAUGGGUUUAUCCUAAUAAACCACUGGUUUGCCAAUCACUGUGAAAACGUGUUCUAUGAUAUAAAAGAUCAGUUGAGAUACUAAUGGAGGUUUUUAGUGCCUCCUAUAUGCGAAGGCACUUUAGGUAUAACAGUUUUUUGCCUGGGAGCCUCUGAUGUACAAAUAAAAUUUGGUCUAAUAUAUUCAGUCCUCUGUGAGGCUUCCUGGAAGAGAUGAUGCCUGCUGGAUCUGAUGUCAGUUGGCUGGAUGGUUAGGUUGCACUGCCAUGGGCACUUCUAGCUAAUAAACAAAAUGAUACCUAGUUUAUGGAAAAUUUCUACUUCUAGGGAACUUUUAAAAUGGUAAGAGUGAAGUGGGAUGAUUAAG
Molecule: messenger RNA, 2237 nt
Organism: Diceros bicornis minor
Lineage: Eukaryota; Metazoa; Chordata; Mammalia; Perissodactyla; Rhinocerotidae
Gene: FANCL
Product: FA complementation group L
Exons: 14
Coding region: 29-1129 (366 amino acids)
Biological process (GO): protein monoubiquitination; interstrand cross-link repair
Cellular component (GO): Fanconi anaemia nuclear complex; nucleus
Molecular function (GO): ubiquitin protein ligase activity
Source: RefSeq, a predicted model, not a curated record